Penicillium brasilianum is the source of this 3396-nucleotide messenger RNA. The record is from the annotation of a GenBank genome assembly. Lineage: Eukaryota; Fungi; Ascomycota; Eurotiomycetes; Eurotiales; Aspergillaceae.
AUGCCGACUAAAGACUUCCAGAGGGAUCUGAACGAAGCCAAGAGCCCGGGUCGAUUCCCACACCUCACACGUGUCAGAGCUGGUGAAGGUGAUGGAUCGAUUUCCUUCACUUACACAGACCCCGUAGAAGGGGAGAGCUUUCACUUCGAAGCCAUCGUCGCUGAUCCCCAUGAUUACCCUUCCAACCACAGCUUCUUUGUUUACUCCACUUCCGACAAUGUCCCUGCCGAGAUCACGAAAGCUGUCGACGAGAUCGUCCCUCAGUCAGAAGGCCUAUCAAUCCAUGAUGUGCUAUCGACCUUGGAUUUGGUCGUUUCGGGCGCACUCCAGGGCUCUACCCCGCAGUCUUUCGACGAUGUGGGCGACCUCGCAAUCCCAAGUGACCAGGAAUUUGAGGACGACUUGGAACCGUCCGACUGGACAGAGGACGAGGAUAGCUUCUUGUCCUCGACUCAAAGCUCUACCAAAUUCCAUGAUGCAAUCCGCCGUGACCUGCGAGCCGUGAAGCUUGCGGGGCUCAAGGUGGGUUAUCAUGGCGAUCCCACUGGCCCCAUCGUCGUGUCCGUGGCCAUACGUAUCGCCCGAAUGGGUUUAUCGGAAGAGGCCAUGAGGGCAUGGAACGUGCGACCUGCUGAUUACUUGAUCCUCCUGAUCCGCUACGGCCGAUACCAGACUAUGGAGGAUCUGAACCUGGGCGGUGAUUCAAAGAUACAGAUGCGAGUUGGACUCUGCGAUUCCUACAAACCUUCGCUCACGAGCACCAUCAGCGCUUUCCAAGAGACGGUCAGUUCUCAUAACUUGCCACAAAUGGUAGAAAUCAAGGACAGCGACCCACUCCGCGAACUGUUUAUUGGGGCCUCACUGGAUAAGCUCCUCAAUGAGCGAUUCCUUCAUAUCGCAAGGCUUCGCUUAAGAUACGGUUUCACGUGGACCGGAGCAGAGUUGUUCUUUCAAGCUGCUCAAGGGAAGUUUAUCGGUCCGGAUGAUGCCAGGUCGCCAGAGUUCGCGGUGGAGGACACCUGGAUAACGCCUGCUCCCAAUUUCCUGCAUGCAGAUCAUAUGGCCGACAUGGGUUUAUCUUCAGCAAACAUCUCGUUCCCUCUCGUAGCCGAGCAUUUUCUUCUACGUCACUUUGUCAAAUGCACCGAGUUUUGUCUCGUCUGUCAUUGCAAGACUCAUGACAGUUUCGAGGCGCUGAAGCCUUACGUGUGCUCAAACGGACUUUGCCUAUUUCAGUACAUGACCCUGGGCAUGGGACCUAGUCUGGAAUACGAGAUCCGCACUCAGCCAUAUGUUGUUGAUAUGCUGAUUUCAUUAGCCUAUGAACGGGCCAAAUCUGGUCGUCUGUCGGAUUUUCCGAACGGCCUUGGACUCAAUGUUCCCUGUGCGACGGCGGUCGGCACACUACCUUCUCAGCCGGUUGAUCGAUUUGGUCAACCGGGGGUUUCACCUCAGACUAUGAGUACCAAAGAUAGCGAUGAGACGGCCGUCUUAUGCCACGAAGCCACACUAUCAACGAGAAAAAUGGAGCUCUCCCAUAAUUGUGCCCCCCGGGUCAAGGAGGGCAACUGGAUUGCCAUUCUCAACCCGGCGAAGCCUAUGACAGGAGAAAUUAGGACCGUAUGGCAUUCCCGAGUACUGAAUGUCUGGGAGACCUCGGGACACGUCGCUCUCUCACGCCCAGUUUCCCAUGGUGUGCAGCUGCAAGAAGAUGAGCUCGGGAAGUAUGCGGCUUUCAUACCGGUGCAGUAUGUCAUCUACGACAUGAACUUUGAUAUGCUGCCUGAAAAAAAGAAACAGAGCACUAUCAUCAUGCUGCUAGACAAUCUUCCCGAUAUUGAUGCCAUGCAAACUUUUCUGGGUCGUAAUGAUUCGGGCAAGUUGCUAUCUUCCUGGCACGACAUGGUAAGCCCCGCUGCCCUGGAUUUACUUCGCUGGAUCGUGGCCUCCAAUCGAUCCUGCAUCUUGCAGGAUGGCCCGCAAGAGAAUGAUCUUGUGUCCGACAUGAAAGGAUUCAUUCAGUUUCGACUGGUUCAAGGGGCGCCUGACAAAGAGCAUCGAUUUAUGGAAGCCGUCAACCAGCAUGCCAUGCGUACCAAGACGGCAUACCCUACCAUAUUUGCCUGGCAUGGCAGUCCAUUGCAUAACUGGCAUAGCAUUCUCCGAGAAGGCCUGCACUUCAAAGAUAUUGCACAUGGGCGUGCUUUUGGGAAUGGGGUGUAUCUAUCGAAUCAUUACGGGACAUCAGCAGGUUAUGCAUUCCGCGCCGGGUCUUCUCAUAGCUGGGCUCAAAGCAAGCUGAAAAUCCAGUCUAUGAUCUCCUUGAAUGAAAUUGUCAACAACCCGGCCCAAUUCGUGGCAACAUCUCCGCAUUAUGUGGUCCAACAUCUUGAUUGGAUUCAACCCCGGUACCUUUUCGUGCAAGUGGGAAACACUCCUGCCUUCCUCGGAGCGGAUGUGCAGACUGAGCCACCUAUGCUCUACGCCCAGGAUCCCAAGUAUAAGGUACUUGGUCUUAGUGGAAAAGUUAUUCAGAUUCCCAUGUCCGCUUUCAGCAGCAAGCGACGAGAGGCUUUGACCGCAUCGCCCGUGACCGCAUCGCCCGGUAAAUCACACAGAAAGAAGAAACGAACUUCUAGGGGUACACCGAGGAACACCAGCUAUCUUGAUGACACGGCCAGUGUUUCAACUGACAUUGAAGAUCUCAUGAUCCUUCUGUCUGAUGCCGAGCAAGAGCUGGGGAGUGUUUCUUCCAAGAGUAAGAAAGUCGCGACCGCCCCCAAAACGGACUUCAUUCCGGGCACAUUGCAAGAGGCAUCCUUGUCUCUGAUUUCACCACCUGCCUACGCGACUAGCGCAGCUACUGCGCUUCUUCAGCGACAUCUUCAGACAACCCUCAAGAUUCAAGAAAAGGAACCACUUGAUGAGCUGGGAUGGUACGUGGAUCCAUCUCUGAUCAGAACGGUCUAUCAAUGGAUCGUGGAACUGCACACCUUCGAUCAAACCAUUCCCCUUGCAAAGGAUCUCAAGGCUGCCAACCUCACCAGCGUCGUUCUCGAAGUUCGCUUCCCACCUAACUUCCCGAUGGAUCCCCCCUUCGUGCGAGUGAUUCGCCCACGGUUCCUCGAGUUUGCCCUCGGCGGCGGCGGCCACGUCACGGCUGGAGGAGCCAUAUGCAUGGAACUGCUCACCAACUCGGGCUGGUCGGCCGCCAACUCGAUUGAAAGCCUUUUGCUGCAAGUACGCCUUGCAAUCAGUACCAAGGAUCACCCCGCACGGCUGGCGCCUGGUCGGAAUUAUGAUUACUCCGUUGGCGAGGCGAUUUCUGCGUACACUCGGGCUUGCAUCGCGCAUGGGUGGGCGAUUCCGAAAGAUCUGUAUGCAAUUUCGAGGUAA